This is a messenger RNA of Archocentrus centrarchus (flier cichlid), 4337 nucleotides long. RefSeq names its product eukaryotic translation initiation factor 5B (gene eif5b). Gene Ontology annotation, biological process: translational initiation. Lineage: Eukaryota; Metazoa; Chordata; Actinopteri; Cichliformes; Cichlidae. Bases 105 to 3728 code for a protein of 1207 amino acids. The record is from RefSeq and is a predicted model, not a curated record. Gene Ontology annotation, cellular component: mitochondrion; cytoplasm. Gene Ontology annotation, molecular function: translation initiation factor activity; GTPase activity; GTP binding. The transcript is spliced from 27 exons.
CCUCACCCCGAAGCGUCCGGCAGUAGACGAUCUUUCCCCGCUGUGAGCCGUCGUGUGCGUCGGCCAACACAGAGCGAAGUAAAGCAGAGAACCGCAGCUUCAACAUGGGGAAGAAACAGAAGAAAUCCGGAGAGGACAGUGCCAAAGAUGACGGCAUCGACAUCGAUGCUCUGGCGGCGGAGAUCGAAGGAGCCGGAGCCUCCAAAGAGCCAAAAGGGAAGAAGAAGAAGAAAGGAGCUAAGAAGGACGACUUCGAUGAAGACGACAUCCUGAAGGAGCUCGAGGAGUUAUCGCUCGAGACCACAGGUGGAAAGGGGAAGAAAGCAGACGCCACAGAAGAAGUGGAGAGUGUUGAGCCUCCUAAACCAGAGAAGAAGAAGACCAGAAAGGGGAAAAAGGGCGGAGCUAGCCCCGAGGACGAAGAGGGCGAUGAAGGUGAAGGCCGUGUUGAUGGAGAAAGGAACGGAGAACAGAAGGACAAGAAGAAGGCACCUCCUGCUGCUCCUGCUUCUGAAUCCGACGACGACAGCAGCUCGCAAUCUCGUCUGAAGACCAAAGGAGGAAAAAAAGCAGGCAAAAAACCUUCAGUUUCCGACGGGGAGGACCAGGACCAGGAGAAAGAUGUGAAGAAAGGAGGAGGUGAGAAGGAGGACUCCGAAGACGAUGAGGAAUUCACCUCCAGGAGGGACAAGAAGAAGAAGAGCAAAGGGAAGCCGGUGAAAGCCGAGAGCGAGGAUGAGGAGGAGCAGCAGGAGGAUGAUGGAAGCUUCAAGAUCAAAACGGCAGCGCAGAAGAAGGCGGAGAAGAAGGAGAGGGAGAGGAAGAAGAAGGAGGAGGACAGGAUGAAGCAGAAGAAGUUGAAGGAGAAGGAGGGCAGUGUGGAGCCUAAGAAAGAGGCGGAGAAGAAGACAGAGGCCACACCCCCUGCAGCAGUGGAGGAACAGGAAGGGGCGGAGCCAGCAGCGGAUGAGGAGGUGGAGGGUGACAAAAAAAAGAAAGAGAAGAAGAAGAAAGGAGGGAAAGAGAAGGAGGAUGAGAAGAAGAAGAAGGGACCGAGCAAGGCCACAGUGAAGGCCAUGCAGGAGGCCCUGGCCAAGAUGAAGGAGGAGGAGGAGCGAGCCAAACGGGAGGAGGAGGAGCGGCAGAGGAGGCUGGAGGAGCUGGAGAGGGAGAGGCAGGAGAAGGAGCGUCUGGAGCAGGAGCGCAAGGAGAAGAAGAAGCAGAAGGAGAAGGAGAGGAAGGAGCGCCUGAAGAAGGAGGGGAAGCUGCUGACCAAGGCCCAGAAGGAAGCUCGUGCUCGGGCCGAGGCCACGCUCUUGAUGCUGCAGGCUCAGGGUGUUGAUGUGCCAUCCAAAGACAAAGAAAUGCAGAAGAAGAAGCCCAUUUAUGACAACAAGAGGAAGAAGAAGCAGAGCGCCCAGACUCCUGAAGAAACAUCAGAGGUGACCUCGCCGACCUCAGAGACCCCAGAGCCCAUUGCAAUGGAAACUGAGCCCAAGGCGCCGGCUGCAGAACCAGAGGUAAAGCCCGAUGCUGCUGUUGAUAACUGGGAGGCCAUCGCCAGCGACGAGGAGAAAGAAAGGAAAUUGAGGCUCAGCAGGACACGGCGAGAAGCAGAGUUGAAGAAAGUCCACAUCGAGGUGAAGGAGGAGACCGCUGCUCCUCCUCAGCCUGCUGCCAGUGAGGAGGACGAGGAGGAGGAAGAGGAGGAAGAAGACGAUGAGGACGAGGAGGAAGAUGAAGAUGAGGAGGAGGACAGUGAGGAAGAGCCUGAAGCGGUGAAGCCAUCGGUGGCGAGUCAGGGAAAGAGGAAAGUGGUGAGCGAGGAUGAAAGCAGCGAGAGUGAGGAUGACGACGGCAGGACGAAAGAGGAGCGACUGUACGACCGCGCCAAGAGGAGGAUAGAGAAACGCAGAGCGGAGAACCUGAAGAACAUCGACCUGGACAGGCUGAGAGCACCUGUGGUGUGUGUGCUUGGACACGUCGACACCGGCAAGACCAAGAUCCUCGACAAGCUCCGACACACUCAUGUUCAGGAUGGUGAGGCCGGAGGAAUCACUCAGCAGAUCGGCGCCACAAACGUCCCGAAGGAGACCAUCGAGGAGCAGACAAGGAUGGUUAAAAAUUUCAGCAGAGAAGAUAUCAGAAUCCCUGGUAUGCUGAUCAUCGACACACCUGGACACGAGUCCUUCAGUAACCUGAGGAACAGAGGCAGCUCUCUGUGCGACAUCGCCAUCCUGGUGGUGGACAUCAUGCACGGCUUGGAGCCUCAGACGCUCGAGUCCAUCAACCUGCUGAAGGAGAAGAAGUGUCCUUUCAUCGUCGCCCUCAACAAGAUCGACCGUCUGUACGACUGGAAGAAGAGUCCAGACACGGACGUGGUGGCGACGCUGAAGAAGCAGAAGAAGAACACAAAGGACGAGUUUGAUGAGAGGGCCAAAGCUAUCAUCGUGGAGUUCGCUCAACAGGGUCUGAAUGCCGCCUUGUUCUACGAGAAUAAGGAUCCUCGUACAUUCGUUUCGUUGAUUCCUACUUCAGCCCACAGCGGUGAUGGGAUGGGAAACCUCAUCGCCCUAUUGGUUGAGCUCACCCAGAGCAUGUUGGCUCGCCGGUUAGCACACUGUGAUGAACUGCGAGCACAGGUCAUGGAGGUGAAAGCGCUGCCCGGUAUGGGAACCACAAUAGACGUCAUCCUCAUUAACGGUCGUCUGCGGGAGGGAGAGACCAUCAUCGUACCAGGGGUGGAGGGGCCAAUUGUCACGCAGAUCAGAGGGUUGUUGCUGCCGCCCCCACUGAAAGAACUCAGAGUAAAGAACCAGUACGAGAAGCACAAGGAGGUGUCGACGUCUCAGGGCGUGAAGAUUCUGGGGAAAGACUUGGAGAAGACGUUGGCAGGGCUCCCCCUGCUGGUGGCUCACAAGGACGACGAGAUACCCGUCCUGAGGGACGAACUGGUGCGAGAGCUUAAACAAACCCUGAACUCCAUCAAACUGGAAGAGAAAGGAGUUUAUGUCCAGGCGUCCACGCUCGGAUCACUGGAGGCUCUGCUCGAGUUCCUGCGGACGUCCAAAGUCCCUUACGCUGGCAUCAACAUUGGCCCAGUUCAUAAGAGGGACGUGAUGAAGGCAUCGACCAUGUUGGAACACGACCCGCAGUACGCUGUGAUCCUGGCGUUUGAUGUGAAGGUGGAGCGGGAGAGUCAGGAGAUGGCCGAUAGUUUGGGAGUUCGCAUCUUCUCGGCUGAAAUCAUCUACCACCUCUUUGACGCUUUCACCAAGUACAGAGAAGACUACAAGAAGGCCAAACAAGACGAGUUCAGGCACAUUGCCGUGUUCCCGGUGAAGCUGCGAGUUCUUCCUCAGUUCAUCUUUAACUCCAGAGAUCCUAUAGUGAUGGGGGUCACAGUGGAGGCUGGAGUCCUGAAACAGGGAACUCCGCUCUGCAUCCCGAGCAAAGGGUUCGUGGAGAUCGGCGUGGUCACCAGCAUCGAGGUGAAUCACAAGCCCGUUGACACUGCCAAGAAGGGCCAGGAGAUCUGCGUCAAGAUCGAGCCAAUCCCUGGAGAGGCACCAAAGAUGUACGGCCGCCAUUUUGAAGCCACUGACAUGAUUGUCAGCAAGAUCACACGGGCGUCCAUCGACGCCUUGAAGAACUGGUUCAGAGACGAGAUGCAGAAAUCUGAUUGGCAGUUGAUCAUGGAGCUGAAGAAGACCUUUGAGAUCAUCUGAGGGACCUGAAACACACAAAAACACACACUCGCUCUUCCUCCAUCAGACGACGAGGCAGCGGCGGCGACCGACGGAGGGACAGAAAAAAUAAAAAUAAAAAAAACAGAUGAAAGACGUGACAGUGUUUUUCUGUGAGAAACGAACAGUUUUUUCCACUGUUGUAAACAGUGAUAGUUUAGACAUAAUUCACACACACACGCACACACUCAGUAUUCCAACGUGCCUGUUCUUCAGCAUCGUUAUUUUUUUUUUUUCUUCUUGUUCUCUGCUCUGAUUUGUGGCUGCUGCUUCAUGUCCCAGGCUCCGCCCCCUUCUUACCCAGACUGAGGCUAACGAGCUUAAUGAGGCUGAGGUGCCACCUGAACAGGUGCAUUACGGGAUUGUGCUGAGCCAAACCAGGCCUCGAAAAGGAGACAGUUUUUCUGUUUCAGCAGCGGUGAGGACGGCGUCGACUUCACAGACUUUGGAGAGUUGACUUUCUCUUUGCUGUACGGCUCAGCGGCCAUGUUGGGAGGCUGGGGUGGCGUGGGAUGAUGGGGUGAAUGACGGAUUUUAACCUGUUUUUGCUGCAACUGCUGAUGUAAUAAAUUCCCAUGAUUCUGAUGAAAA